AUGCACAUCCUCCCCGCUGGACUCUGGAGUGUGAUCGCUCCGCAGCAGCUCAGCCCGUCCUUCCGAGCGAAGCACCGCACGGCCCACCGCAGGCUUGGCCGCCUGUUCAUCUUGAUGAGCGUCAGCAUUGCCCUCGGGCUCGUCCCUCUUGUCCUCAGCGUGGCCCCCACGACUCCGGCGAGUAAAACCACUCUCGGACCGAGCGCAUUGAUUGUGGAUUGGAGUGACGGAAGGGAAUCGCUCGUCUUCUCAGGCUACUUCUUGGUAACGGGCUUGCUGGCAGUUCACCACGCAAGAAACAAGGGUUUUGCCGAUCACAGAUAA
Ectocarpus sp. CCAP 1310/34 is the source of this 324-nucleotide messenger RNA. The record is from the annotation of a GenBank genome assembly. NCBI's taxonomy places the organism in Eukaryota, Phaeophyceae, Ectocarpales, Ectocarpaceae.